Molecule: messenger RNA, 5748 nt
Organism: Saccostrea echinata
Lineage: Eukaryota; Metazoa; Mollusca; Bivalvia; Ostreida; Ostreidae
Product: NFX1-type zinc finger-containing protein 1-like
Exons: 4
Coding region: 1-5598 (1865 amino acids)
Biological process (GO): regulatory ncRNA-mediated heterochromatin formation
Cellular component (GO): nuclear RNA-directed RNA polymerase complex
Molecular function (GO): helicase activity
Source: RefSeq, a predicted model, not a curated record
AUGGCAAUAUGGACGGAAGAAUUUGUCUACCAUAUAUGGGUUUAUUUUUUUAUUUUACUUUUAUCCAGACGGGUUGGAAGAGGAGGAGCAGGUGGUCAUGGCGGACGUCAGGGGCGCGGAGGCUCCUCAGGCAAAAUUCAGGGGAAACCAGAAGGUUCUUGGAAGUUAAGAUGUGGCUUUCGACGACUGCAGGAACUGAAGAUGAAGCCCCCGAACGAAGUUUUAAUGACACUUAGUUCAUCGGGAACCCGCUUUAAAGAAGCCCUUGAAGACGACAGUCAUGAUACCAAUAUGAUGGUGCUGAUACUCAGGUGCAUUGCUAUAGCUUUAGAAUGUGAAUCUCAGCGCCAAGGAACUAUAACUCUACUUACAACAAUAGAAAAUUCCAAUUUUUUGAAAAGGAAAUUGAUGGAAUUUUUGUUUGGUUUAGCGGUGAAUGAAUUUGAAUUGAUGGAGCACCAGGAUGCAAUCAAAGAUGUGAUAACUUUAUUUGUUGCCUUAGCUCAAAAUAUGCCCCACAGUCUUUCAACCAUUAUGGGAAUAUAUGCUACCAUUGAAGCUGUAGUUACUAAGCUGAAAAAUGGGGGGUUAUUGAACAGCAGUCUAGGAGAAGCUUUUGAGACCUGUAGGGUACACAAAGAGGGGGUUAUGAAACCAAAACCCCAAAAGCAAAACAGAGAAAGAAAAUUCGAACAAGAAGACGAGAGAGAACCAGAUAAUAAUUUCAGAGAGAUCAAUGUGUGUCCGCAGACUGUUGAUGUGGCAGCAGGUAUGGAUCAUGACCCUUUCCUACGGCGAAAUAAAGCUAAAGGUGGGUACAGAGACCUGGAACAUUACUUGGAUGUACAGUUUCGUCUUCUGAGAGAAGACUUCAUUUGUCCCUUGCGUGAAGGUAUUCAAGAAUAUAUCGAGGCAUUACACAAUACUGGACAAGUCAAAAGAUUGCAGGAUCUAAGGAUAUACAAAGAUGUUCAAAUUAUUUCACCAAUAUGUGAUCGGUCUGGUUUGUCCUAUAGGGUUAGUUUCGACAUAGAAAAUCUCAAACGUGUAAGAUGGGAAUCAAGCAAACGUUUGAUAUUUGGAUCUCUUGUAUGUUUAUCUAGAGAUGGGUUUCGAACAAUGUUGUUUGCCAGUGUCUCAAACAGAGAAUUAAAACUGAUAUCAAAAGGAAUUGUUGACUUGAAAUUCGAAAACACCCAUGAAGAAAUGGCAGCCCUCCCAAGAGAUGCGAGAUUUGUCAUGGCAGAGACAACAGCUUAUUUUGAAGCCUACAAACAUGUUCUAAAUGGCCUUCAAAAUAUGCGACAAAUCCCUUUCGAGAAAUACAUUGUCAGGUGUGAAACAGAUGAAGUGAAGCCACCAGUGUAUUUGCGACGGAGACGAAAUGCAAAUUAUGAUCUCCGUCCUCUCGUGGAUAAUGAUAUCGUUCUGCAAGGAGAAAUAAAGUUAAGAAAUCUGGGAGCUCCUGUUUUGCGUGAACCCACCUACAAUUUCAGUCGCCUAUCUGCAAGGGCUGGGAAUGUGAAGAUUACAGAUUUUGAUGAAUGGCCUUCUGCAGACCAAUUAUAUUUGGACGACUCACAAUAUAAGGCAGUACAAAAUGCUCUUACCAAGGAGUUUGUGAUUACUCAAGGACCCCCUGGUACAGGGAAGACGUACAUUGGUCUCAAAAUUGUCAAAGCUUUGCUACACAAUCACAAAAUAUGGAACACUAACCUGGAAGGUGUUACUGACCACAAACCAAUGUUAAUUGUCUGCUAUACGAAUCAUGCCUUGGACCAGUUCCUAGAAGGAAUAUUAGGUUUCUAUCAUGGCGACGUUUUAAGAGUUGGAGGGCGAAGCUCUAGUGAACUUUUGAAGAAAUAUAACAUCAAUACUUACCGCAUGAAUAUGAGAAAAGGUAGGGAAAUUCAUGGUGACAUUUCCAGGGAAGCCCGUAGAAUUGGAUGGGAGUUGAAUCAAAUAAGAGAAGCCAUCAACGCUAUUGCAAUGAAAAUAGAAAUUGCUGAACGAGAAGUUAUCCAUGAGGGUUAUUUGCAACCUUAUAUGGGUCCAUAUUACAAUGAACUUGUCCAAGGAUUUGAGCAGUAUGUGCAUUAUCAUGAUCCCACCAUUUCUCUUAAAAAAAUUAAGGGAUCAUCUGCUAUUGUUGAAUGGCUUGGAUAUGGGACCUUGCUACAUAUAGAACAUGGGAAUGUGGAAGUUCCACCUGAGCAGAGAAGACAAGAAGUUGAUGAAGAUGGAGACCUCAUUGAUGAAUUGCAGGAAGAACAAGAGGAACAAGUUGAUGUCUUUGAUGAUGCUGAUCAAAUGGUGGAGAUGAGACAACUAGACAAUGAAGAUGAUCUAGAUUUGGAUGACUUAGAUCUAUUUGCAGGUCUUGGUCUACCUGAAGAUUUAGAAAGAAAACUAGCAAAUCUUCAAAUUAAGAAAAAGGCUGUAGCAUUGAAUGUGUCAGAAAUGGAUGAACAAGGAGGCGACAUGGAAUGGCAAAUUGAUAGGAAACAGAAGAAAAAAAUGAAAUCAAAAUUGCGUAAGGAACUUAAGUCUACAAAUCGCAUGUCAGAACGAGAGUUUCAAAAUUUGCAGAGGAUGGGUCAUGAUGUUUGGAAUUUGACUCAAAAAGAAAAAUGGCGUUUGUAUCGAUACUGGACACACAAGUUCUGUUGUGUGUACAGAGAACAGAUUCGUGGAAAAGAAGCAGAGUAUGAAAGAAAUGCAGCUCGAUUAAACGAAAUCCAUAUGCAGGAAGACCAGCAGAUAAUGCGCUUGGCAACAAUUAUUGGGAUGACAACUACAGGAGCUGCAAGAUAUCAGUCAGUACUUCAGGAAAUCGGUCCAAGAGUCAUCGUUGUGGAGGAGGCUGCAGAAGUUCUCGAGGCGCAUAUAAUUACAACGUUGAGCCAAGGUUGUGAACACGUGAUUCUUAUUGGUGACCACAAGCAGCUGAAGCCAAAUCCAACAGUUUAUAAACUUGCCAAGGACUAUAAUCUGGAUGUGUCUUUAUUUGAGAGAAUGGUGAAAAAUGGAAUGCAGUGCGAUUGCCUAAAUCUCCAACAUAGGAUGCGACCGACAAUUUCGGAAAUGAUGAGAAUCAUAUAUCCGGAAUUGAAAGACCAUGACGAGGUGAAAAAUUAUCCAAGCGUUAGAGGUAUUUCAGAGAACAUGUAUUUUAUACAUCAUGACUACCCCGAAAGUAAUGACGAUGAGCAGAGAAGUCACUCCAACAUUUACGAAGCUCAAUACAUUGUGGCACUUUGUCGAUAUCUCAAACUUCAAGGAUACGACCCGGAACAAAUCACGAUUUUAACAUUGUAUUCUGGACAGCUUUUCCAAUUGAAGAAACUGAUGCCCAAAAAAGAAUUUUAUGGGAUAAGAAUAACAGUGGUAGACAAUUUCCAAGGAGAGGAAAAUGAUAUUAUCCUCUUAUCAUUGGUUCGCAGUAACGACGAAGGAAAGAUAGGAUUUUUGAAAAUAGAGAAUAGAGUAUGCGUUGCUCUCUCCCGUGCUAAGAUGGGAUUUUAUGUCAUCGGGAAUUUAAACCUUAUGUCUGGUAACAGUGAACUUUGGAGAAAAGUUGUUGACCAUGUUAAACGUAAGAACUUAUGCGGAGAAGGAUUACGUUUAUAUUGUCAAAAUCACCCGAACGAUGAAGGAAUCCAUGCGACGGAGCCAGAGGACUUUAAAAAGGCACCUGAGGGAGGCUGUAUGAAGCCCUGUGAACACCGGCUACCUUGUGGACACACAUGUGCCCUCGUUUGUCAUGUCAUCAAUGCCGACCAUAAAGAAUACCAAUGUAGAAAGCCAUGUCAAAAGCAAAUUUGUGACAAUAAAGAUCACAGAUGCAGGCGAAUGUGUUACCAGGAUUGUGGAGAAUGUUCAAUUCGUGUGACUAAAUUGCUGUCUUGUGGGCAUCAACAACCAGUACCUUGCUCAACUAAACCGUAUCAGUUCAAAUGCAUGGCACAAUGUGAAACUCGGCUUCCUUGUGGCCACAUGUGCCAGAGUUUGUGCGGAGAACGACACACUGAAUUUUGUCAACAUCCAGUAAAAAGAAAAUUCAAAUGUGGCCAUGAAUUAGAUAUACUUUGUUUUGAGGUGGAAUCAGCUGUUUGUCCUAAAAAGUGUCGACAAAUUUUAUCAUGCGAGCACAAGUGUAGAGGAACUUGUGGCGAGUGCUUAAAUGGAAGACUUCAUAUUGGAUGUAAAAGUAAAUGUGAAAGAACUCUCGUCUGUGGACAUAUAUGCCCUGACAAAUGUUCCAAAUGUCCCCCCUGUGAAAAGUUGUGCAAUAACCGUUGUGUGCAUAGCCGAUGUACCCAAUCUUGUGGGAAAAUGUGUAUACCUUGCGUCGAGAAGUGUGCAUGGAGAUGUGAACAUUUCAAAUGCACGAAGAGAUGUUUUGAGCCCUGUAACCGUCCUCGGUGCGACAGACCUUGCCGUCUACGGAUUCCAUGUGGGCAUCAGUGCAUAGGACUUUGUGGGGAGCCUUGUCCAAGAAAAUGCCGCAUUUGUAAUAAAGAGGAAGUAACGGAAAUAUUUUUUGGUACAGAAGAAGAGGACGAUGCAAGGUUUGUAGAGCUGGAAGAUUGUGGUCAUGUAUUUGAGGUAGAAGGGCUAGAUCAAUACAUAAACCAUUUUGGGAAAGGAGAAGGAAAUAAAGAUGCUGUCAUAAAACUUAUUGAAUGUCCUAAAUGCAAGACUCUAAUCCGCCGAAAUAUGCGAUACGGAAACGAAGUUAAGAAAGCAGUCUUGGAUAUUGAAGCAGUCAAGGAAAAAAUUAUUGGAGAUAGAAUUCGUAUACGGCGAAUGAAGAAUGAUAUCCCGGAGAACAUUAGAGAUCUGACAAGAAAAUAUGCAACUGAUGGUAAAGCAAUGAGAAGAAUUUACGAUCAGCUUUUUGAGACAACUGUUGAUGAAAAUACUUUGUUGGCUGUUACAAAUCAGAUUGAAUUUUUGAAGGCCAUCAAUAAAAUUGAACAAGACUGGGACAAGCACAUACACAUAAGUGAUCUUCAACAGAUGUUCAAAGAACAUUGUCUUAAAGAUCUAGCUUACUUUAGAGAAUGGACUCUUAAAACCAGAAAGUAUUUCACAGAACAAGAACUAAUGGAUGCCGAGGAUGAAAUAUUUCGUCUCAAAUCUUUUAAACGUUUCAUAGCAUAUAUUGAUAGAAUCAUAUCUCUUCGAAAACCAGCAGGAGGCGAACUUAAGAAAAGUCUUAGUACAGUAGAAACUCUUUUGAAAGGAGGUAAAAAGUUAAACGCAGAUGAAAAAAGGUUAUUAGAAAAUGUGCUUGCACAACUGAAAGAGAAAUAUCCUCUAAGUGGACUCGGGGUAUCAGAAGAAGAGAAAAUCCAGAUUGUCAAAGCUUUGGGGGAGCAGAAGGGCCACUGGUUUAAAUGUCCGAAUGGUCAUCCAUAUGUAAUUGGGGACUGUGGUGGAGCCACGAUUGAGAGUAGAUGUCCGGAGUGUAAUGCUACUAUUGGUGGAAGUGGUCACCGACUCCGUAGUGAUAAUCAAUUUGCAGGAGAGAUGGAUGGCGCUCAGCAUCCAGCAUGGUCUGAUGCAGCAAACAUGGCGAAUUACAUGUUCUGAUCAAUAUUUGCUGUAUACUUUCGUGAUAGGUUAUACAAUAAUGAUAGGUUUUCCCCUGAAAUUAUGAAGUGUAAUAGUCUUUAUAUUCUUUCCAUAAAACUUUUCUGAGCAUUUAUUUAUGAAAAGUGGUUUUUGCUACAUUUAAAAUGU